AUGGAUGGGGACGAGUAUGAAUCCCAUGCUUUGUACAAGCACAUCGCCAACUGCAGGCACUCUAUCUCCCGAUGGAAAAAAAGUAACCCGACAAACUCAGCAAAGAUGAUCGAAGCCAUCAAAGCACAACUUGAAACAGCACAGACCCAUGACACCGCCCCUAGUAGUGAGGUAAAAAAAGUCCUCCAUGACGUAAGAAACAGGGUUAAGACAACGCUGGGGAUAACCAAAGAUGGUGGGAUGGGUAUGUACCUAAGCAUACCGGAACAACUAAGUGGAUCUAAGGCUCAGGUCUUCUCUUACAUUCAAGAACAGCUUAAUGGAAAUAUUAACUCCUGGUCCGCCAAGCUUCUCUCCAAAGGAGGAAAGGAGAUCCAAAUCAAGUCAGUCGCACAAGCUUUCCCAACUUAUGUCAUGUUUUGCUUCUUAUUACCAAAAGGAAUCAUUAAUAAGCUUUGUAGUGCUAUCUCACGUAUUUGGUGGAGUACCAAAGUUCCAAAUGGAGAAAGCGGAUCAAGCGUUGCGAAUCGAGCGAAUCUAGCGGAACAAGUGGUACAAGUGCGGAUCAAGCGGAUCUAG
Microthlaspi erraticum is the source of this 579-nucleotide messenger RNA. The record is from the annotation of a GenBank genome assembly. Lineage: Eukaryota; Viridiplantae; Streptophyta; Magnoliopsida; Brassicales; Brassicaceae.